Rhinocladiella mackenziei CBS 650.93 is the source of this 2529-nucleotide messenger RNA. RefSeq lists its product as uncharacterized. Bases 1 to 2529 code for a protein of 842 amino acids. The transcript has 2 exons. The record is from RefSeq and is a predicted model, not a curated record. Lineage: Eukaryota; Fungi; Ascomycota; Eurotiomycetes; Chaetothyriales; Herpotrichiellaceae.
AUGGCAGAAGCUCAUGAGAAGGAUGUGGUGGGCGACAAACUCAUAACACGGGAGUCUUUGGACGCCCGCGUACGCGAUGAAGCGGCCAACCUGAGAGAGCUACUCCACGAGGACCGAGUUCUUCAGAUUCAUGCAGGGAAGUUGAUGCACCAGAACGCCCUACAGAACCUGGAGGAGAAGUACAUCACGAGAUCGGGGCAAUUCAUUUUGUCCCAGUGGUUCUUGGCUGGUGUUGCCUGUGGCUAUCCGAUAGCGAGAGGGAGCUGGAGAAAGACGUUAAUACGCGCAGGUGUCCUAGGCUUCUGUAUCUCUGCCGGCUUGCUGUGGAGUUCCUUUCGUCUUACCAAAGCUUUGUUCCAUUGUCGAUGGCCCAUGCCCGAGACAGCCACUUGGAACGUCAUGAUCCAGCUACGCCGGUUCCUUGACCAUGCCGACGGAAGCGACCAAGAGGCCCAGCCUCUAUACCAAAAACCCCUUUAUCAAAGACCCGUCGGCAUCAGAGACGCCCUUCAAAUAUCUGUGUUUAUUGAAAAGACCAUGUACGCGCCACUGCCACUUCUUCAACGCUACAUUUGCAUCGUAGAAUUGGAACCAGGGAAGUUCGAGGCUGAAAUACGAUGCCGCACACAUAUCCGCUUUAAGGACACUGAGUACGAGGCUCUGUCAUACGUCUGGGGCGACCCCAAAGCAACCAAGUCCAUCACAGUCGACGGCAAGGACUCGGAGAUCUAUGAGAAUUUGGAGACUGCACUUCGCUAUGUCCGACGUGAGGAUCGGGGACGCUUGCUCUGGGUUGAUGCCAUUUGCGUCAAUCAACAUAGUGACACUGAGAAGAAUCGGUUGGUUGCAAGAAUGUCGGAGAUCUACCAAGAAGCAGCAAAGGUCUUGGUAUUUCUCGGUGAUGGGCCCGAUUGCUCGAGUCUGUUUGACUUCUUCGAAGCUAUCGGAACAGCUACGGAUGUCGAUGCAGUGCUCGAGAUGACGGAUAUACCAGCUGUGCUAGCUGAGUUCUGGCGACUACUCGAAAGGCCGUGGUGGUCUCGAGUCUGGGUCAUCCAGGAGUUUGCAUACGCACGAAAGGAUCCGCUGAUUGGAUAUGGCUACCGCUGGACGGAUGCCAGAACAUUCCGGGAAGGAUUCGAGCUGCUUCGAGAAAGAAUACAGGCCGAUCUCCUCGCGACAGACAAGAGAUCAUACCCGAGCCUUCUUGGGCAUGGGACUGAGUCGCUCAUUGAACGCUGGAAUAUGCUUGAGAUGAGGCUUUCGCACCUGCUUUGGCGCUCGCGAUUGCAUCCGGUUAUGGGCAGAGUUUCUGACCUGCUGAGAGACACACGAAGAUAUCGGGCGACGGAUCCACGGGACAAAGUGUUUGCCCUGCAGUCGCUUAUGAUGGAACCCUUUCGAACGGGUUUUCUCCCCGACUAUACAAAGUCCACUAGCACCAUUUACACCAGAAUAGCAGCCUGUCUUCUGUGCAUUCAGAAAUGGGGCGACGUAUUCAACUUGUUCCCCAUCGGCACCAACGCAGAUCUCCCGUCAUGGGUGCCCGACUUUUCCGGACACCAUACUGAUGACAAUGAUAACCGGCUCUGGGUCAAUACUCUGGCCACGAGUAUCGGCGAACUCGAGUGCUCAGUGAGCGCAGCCAUACUGGGCGUUCGAGGAAUCGACUGCGGCGCAAUAAAUCAAAUUGGGGAUUUAAAGACUGUCCGGGACGGUAUUGUUGGUUUGAAUCCCAGAGGGGAGGCGUUCGAGUCUACAGAAGUGGUUUCAACGAUGCUGACCGCCUUGCAUUACCAAGACAAGGGACCGGUCACGGGCGAGCUACUACUAUACCAGGUAUUCGCAAGGGCCGGGCUCGGCCCUAACCAGCCACCCUUUAUCACCACAGACGAAUUAGCGGAGCUGAAACGCCAAAUUUCUCCUAGCAUAAUGUCAACGAUUACAAAGAUUUUACUGCGCCAGCGAAGCUGGUCAAUAUUUCCGGCCGAUGAAAUGGAGAAAUCCAUUAUUCAAAGCUUGAAGAAUUUAUUAAAGAUGAUUAGGGCGCGGAACAAUGAGCGUCGUAAAAAGGAGCAGGCUGCAAAGGCCAUGAGAGUGGAACAACAGCGGAAUACGGGGCGGAGACGAACAGAUAGGGAUAUCGAGCAAGAACUACGAGAGGAAAACUACGAAAACACCCAGAGCAUAGUCCACAUCGAUCAGCACUGGACGGAGCUUGAGGACAAGAUGCUAAGAGUGGAUAGGGCAGCUAUGAAGCCGGGUGAUCCCCUCUCUGAGCAUACCAUCUUCACGACAGAUUUGGGUUUCGCAGGGGUGGGACCGGUGAAGAUCCAAGAGGGGGACCGACUUAUGAUCAUACUGGGGAUUCCCACGGCUUUCGUGGCGCGGGCGCACACUAGCAGCGACUCGGAAGAGGGUGAAUAUGUUCUUGUUGGCAAGGCUCGGGUAAGUGAAGAGGGCGUCCGGAGGGUUAAAGCUGGUAUUGAGGAUGGGUCUCUGGUGGACCGGAAAAUAUAUUUUCGGUAA